Messenger RNA from Ailuropoda melanoleuca (giant panda), 3145 nucleotides. RefSeq names its product signal-regulatory protein beta-1. The record is from RefSeq and is a predicted model, not a curated record. Bases 1965 to 2513 code for a protein of 182 amino acids. The transcript is spliced from 3 exons. Lineage: Eukaryota; Metazoa; Chordata; Mammalia; Carnivora; Ursidae.
CCUCUGUCCUCUGCUAGAGCUCACUCCAGAGCCAGGCACUCAGAGAUCCCAGAAGAACCUGCUUCUCAGUCCCCCAUGAUACUCAUCCUAAAUGUUUCCAACUAGCAAAGCCCAGGUUAGACCAAGUGGGGUCAGAGAGCUCUGGAUGAGGUGGGGUAGCUUUAAGACCUCAGUGGGGGAUGCAGUUAAUCCACGUGCUGAGCCCGAGGAAUUAUGGUCGAAGGGUCUUUGCAGAGGGUGGUGGAGGCUGUGAUGCACCAGGCCUGAGGAGAUGGCCCUCAGCUCUCAGCCCUCUUUGGGAUGGCCUCAGCUGAGAGCCACCAUACCCAAGGUCAUGUCUGGGAAAGUGUGACAUCCAGUGGCUAGUCAACAUGGAGAUGUAAAGGUCCAGCAUCUCAACCCAGCCCAGGACAACUUUGAAGCAACAUCUUAGCACCAGAGCUCCACGGGAGAUCAAGUGAGGUAUUCUUUGGGACUUUACUGCAGCUCAACUUCUUCUAAACAAUUCUGCUCCCUUCUCCUCCUAGCCACUCUUGGAUCCUAACGUACUUCCUGAAAAUGACCUACUUAUUAAUAUUCAUCUCAGCUCCUGUUUCCCAGGGAACCCGAUGUGGAGGGGAGAGGCUGUGGCGGGUACCAGACAAGGUGGGGAUUCUUUUGUCUCUAAGGGCCAAGCAAGUCAUGGAAGGGUGGAUUGUUUAUACUUCCACUAACCAUAUAUCAUAUACCACAUACCAAACACAUAUGCCAUAUAUAAUAUACCAUAUACCACACACCAUGUACCACAACAUAUGCCAUAUACAAUAUACCAUAUACCACAUAUCACAUACCACAUGGCACAUACAAUAUACCAUUACCAAAUUCCACAUGCCAUACACCAUAUACCAUAUACAACAUACCAUAUUAUAUACCACAUACUAUAUGCCAUAGACCAUAUACCAUACAGCAACAGUCUUAAUAUACAAGAGCAAUGAGAAUUGUUUAUACAAAAGAGGAGUUUACUCAGAUCUGAAUUGUAGAAGACCCUGGAUAAAGUAGAAGAUAGAGCUUAUGGGGAGCAAAAGAUUUGGGGAUAGCCUAUUAGGAAGUAAUAGUUUUCAUUCACACAAGAGAUGACAAUGGAGAUGGAGAAAUAGAUUCAAGAAGUGUUUAGGAGGUAAAACUAACAGGGUCUGGUAAUGUGUAGACAUGAAUGGACAAGUGAGGAUAGAGAACAUGGGCCCCUUCUUGGAUUGACCAAAUGGGUAGAGGAUGUGCCACAUACUAAAGGGGAGAAGAAAAUGUCCAAGUGCAGACUAUGAACUCACUUUUGACUAUUUCAGCUAUACAAAUGAAAAUUUCGUGGUCAAAGGAUAUAUAGGUCAGCCACCAAGAAGUGGUACAGGAUUAGAAUCUAAACUACAUCUGGUUGCAAAGCCAAUGCUCUUGACCAUCAAGGCACUAAAAAUCCCAGGCUCUGUAGAGUUGAGAGUCUGAUGGGAGGUGUGAAGUCUCCUGGAGGUGGGAGGAAAUGUAGGAUGCUGGACCUCGAGGAAAGAUCCUGUACAGCCCUCAGCAGGGGCCAUGGAUGGCGUCCCAGCAUGGAGUUCAUCAUUCCAGAACAAUGUGAUAGGAUGGUGACAUCACAAGGGGAGAGGAGUCUUCUCAUCUCCUAUAUGCACUUUGGGCCUGCCGUGGACUCUCCUCUUGUUCUAACACCUCUCCUGGCCUUAACAUCCUAUUGAUUCCUGAGGAGGCACAGCUCACAAGGAGGCAACAGGGAAAUCACCCUAGCAGUCAGUGCCUGACUAUGGACUCGUGGACGCUAAAGGGUCACCAGCUGAGUGUGGACUGAGAGUCCCAACACAACCUUUGUGCUUGGGUAGAGCCCGUUGCAGAGGCAGGGAGUGUCUUCUCUCCUCAGGCCAGAGUCCUGGGCCUCUCCAGGACAACACUCAGACAGAGAAGGCUCCAGGGCCACCACGAUGCCUGUCCCUGCCUCCCAACCCUGCCCACCUCUGCCAUCCCUGCUGCUGACUCUGCUGCUGAGAUUCACAGGAACUUCGGAUGAAGACUUCCAGGUGAUCCAGCCUGAAAGUUCAGUUUCAGUCAGAGCUGGAGAGAUCUUGACACUGGGCUGCAAUGUGUCCGCUCGCUCCCCAGCAGGGCCUGUCUUGUGGUUCAGGGAGAAUGGGCAAGAACGACAAUUAAUUUACAACUUCAGUGGAAGCCAAUUCCCCCGAGUAACCCAAGUGGAAAACUCAGAGUUCAACCAAACAGACUAUUCCAUCCGCAUCAGUGAUGUGUCGCCCAAAGAUGUGGGCACCUAUUACUGUGUGAAACUAACAAUAGCGCACCCUGACAUGGCCUAUGUAUCUGGUUCAGGCACUGUUGUCUCUGUGAAUGGUGAAUACAGUCUGACUCCAUCCCCUUGGUUUGUAAAAAUGAAUUUUUUUAAACCUGAAACAUGUACCAAACCAUCAUCACACACUAGAUUCUGUGCCCCUUCAAUCACAAACAACCCUGUAGGCUAGGAGACUGCAGGUGGCCCUACUAAUUAACCAUUCUGCAGUCCCGUGCCUGAUAUUGAAUCAAGCCAUGUUGACAGGCCAUGCCCUUCCCUGACAGCCAACUCCACCAAACCAGUGACACAUGGAAGGGAAACUCUCACAUAACAAGACACCAGGUAAACAGAAUGCAACUACAAAUGUGUACUUCAUGAACUAAAAAGUGAGAAAACUGAUACCUAAAUGGCCAGCUGACUUUUCUAAGGUCUGGGGGACAAUCCUGGGAUGAGAGCUAUCCAUUGAGUAUCUUCUAAUCUAUUCUGAGACCCAAUUUCCAUUCACUGACCCUUGUAGCCACAUCUUAUCUUCCAAAUUCGGGAUGAAAUCUUAACACAGGGUACAGUUUGCCCCCUAAGCCCAAUACCUCCUGAGCCAAAGCAAAGGGAUCCACAAGCAGGCAGAAUCUCUACAAGCCUGAACAAAUUCACUCACCCAUUUUUAACUGGAAUGUGAUUGGGGCCUGGUGGCAGGUCUCUGAGGGGCCAACACAGUGUAGUCAGGGACCCCAUUCCCCAUACACGAAGUCAAUGAAUGGGCAUGGUCUCCUCCUAUGGCUUCUGGGGAACCAGGAGACCAGAAGGAUGGGGCUUGGGUAUCAC